Molecule: messenger RNA, 1409 nt
Organism: Populus euphratica (Euphrates poplar)
Lineage: Eukaryota; Viridiplantae; Streptophyta; Magnoliopsida; Malpighiales; Salicaceae
Gene: APG2
Product: Sec-independent periplasmic protein translocase
Exons: 4
Coding region: 77-1153 (358 amino acids)
Biological process (GO): intracellular protein transmembrane transport; protein transport by the Tat complex
Cellular component (GO): membrane; TAT protein transport complex
Molecular function (GO): proton motive force dependent protein transmembrane transporter activity
Source: RefSeq, a predicted model, not a curated record
AAACGUUUCAGAUUUAUUUGCCUUCUGUGUAUUGCUAAUUGCAACACCGUGAAAAAGGGAAUACUCCAUAGAAAUUAUGGGGAGCACGAGUCUCAUCCCUCAUUUGCAACUCCACGGUUGCUUCUACAAACGCUUGGACUCCGUCAGAAACGAACACCAACAAUUUCCUUCACUACAGCUCAACAUUAAUUCCAAGAGGAGAGGGGGAUUGAGAUUCGAUGCUCCGCAUACCAGGUCGACAAAUUUCAGAAGAGUCGUUUGUUUCGCUGCUGUUGACGAUGACGUCUCCGAGAAGCAGCAGCAGCAGCAAGAUUCAACCAGUACUAGCUCACUUCUCGAGGAUAGGCCUGAUACAGAUGUGGUCGAUAGUAUGCCAGAAAAAUUUGGGCAAGAUAGUGAAGGAAGUCCGAUUUACAAUUUUCUUUAUCCCCAAAAAGAGCUACUUCCCGAUGAUAAAGAAAUGAGCUUAUUUGAUCACCUUGAAGAGUUGCGAGAGAGAAUAUUUGUUUCAGUUUUGGCGGUUGGAGCUGCUAUCUUGGGAUGCUUUGCAUUUUCAAAAGAACUCGUUAUAGUUCUUGAAGCUCCUGUUAAAUCGCAAGGUGUACGAUUUCUGCAACUAGCUCCUGGAGAAUUUUUCUUCACAACUUUAAAGGUUUCAGGAUAUUGUGGCCUUCUUUUGGGAAGCCCGAUUAUUCUCUAUGAGAUCAUAGCCUUUGUUAUUCCAGGUUUAACAAAAUCAGAGAGAAGGUUCCUGGGACCGAUUGUUUUAGGCUCCUCGGUACUUUUUUAUGCUGGAAUUAUUUUCUCCUAUUUGAUUUUAACUCCGGCAGCUUUGAAUUUCUUCGUUAGUUAUGCUGAGGGGGCUGUGGAAUCUUUGUGGUCUAUUGAUCAAUACUUCGAGUUUGUGCUUGUGCUUAUGUUCAGCACAGGCUUGUCAUUUCAGGUUCCUGUGAUACAAAUUCUUCUUGGACAAACUGGCCUAGUUUCAGGAGACCAAAUGCUUUCGAUUUGGAGAUACGUUGUAGUUGGUGCAGUUGUUGCAGCAGCUGUACUUACACCAUCAACAGAUCCUCUUACUCAGGUGCUUCUAGCGGGACCACUUCUAGGUCUUUACUUGGGUGGUGCAUGGGUUGUCAAGCUUACAGGCCGAUGAUUGAUUGUCCACGCUGUACAGCAUAUCGGGUUUGUUGCUAGUGGCCUGUGCAUCAGGAGUAUGACAGGUUUCUGUUAAUUACCGAAGGAUGAUGAAUGUCAAAGGGAUGGGGAAGGAGAGUGAGCAUCUUUGACAUCGCUGGUUGGACUUGUACUAUAUAAGAGCUUUGCCUGAUAUAGUGAUGGUAAUGUUGUAUGAAAAACGUUAUGUUGAGGAGCCCAAUGAUAAUUGUCAAAUAUGCCACUUGUAUCUUAAA